AUACAGUAUCACUGUUAGAAGUCUUGUGACAGUCUUUUUCAUUCGUAUGUGUGUUCGUCUGAUGCUAGAAAGGAAGGUCAAUUAGACUGUAUAUGCUUCAAUUGAAUUUCGGUUUUGGUUUGCUCUAAGACUCAAGCUGAGGAGAGCUUUUCUCAGAUUCUAUAAAAUCCCUGGCAUGAGGUCUGUCUGAUUCAUGACAGAAGUUUAUGUUUCUAUUGUUAGGAAGUCUGGCGGUGAAGGGUAAGCUCAAUCGGAGUAAUAAGUAAUUAGUUUACAGAAUAUGGAGUUUCCGAUGAAGGGCGUGGAGCAUAAGUACAUCGUGACAGAAGUCGGCAAUAGAGUGCACUGCGUGGUCGCGGGAGCUGGACCUCCGGUGUUGCUUCUGCAUGGCUUUCCAGAGUUCUGGUACAGCUUUCGCUACCAAAUUCCAGCUCUGGCUGCUGCUGGAUUCCGUGUUAUCGUUCCAGACACUCGAGGUGCAGGCGAGUCAGAAAUCGUUGAAGCAAGCGACAAGUACAUGUGGAAUGACAUAAUCGGUGAUAUAGUCGCCGUCUUGAAAGGCCUCAAUGUGACUGAGAAGGUCCUUGUGAUUGGACACGACUGGGGAGCUUGGUUCGCCGGGCAACUAUCACGAAUCCGACCUGACCUCGUCCGAGCCGUCGUUUAUCUGGGUUUCGUUCCUUACACAUGGAGAGCUCAACUAACCCUCGUGGAGGACUUGCGCCUUGUUUUCGGCGAUGAAGUAUAUAUACAUGUUUUCCAGGAGCCCGGGCGGGCAGAAGCUCUGUUUGCCAAGGAAAAGACAUCUUCUUUGAUGUUGGCUUUUCUCAGUCGGUGGAGCGACGAUCCCCAACUCCGUAUUCCAAAGGUUUCCUCCGACAAAGAAGAAGCCCUACCAGAUUGGAUCACAUCUGCAGAUCUCCAAUUCUAUGCAGAUACUUUUGAUAAAACGGGAUUCACACCCAGUUUGAAUGUGUAUCGCAAUCAUAAGAGGUCUACCGAGCUGAAUGCUCCGUUUAUAGACAAGAUUCUCGAUCAUCCGUCAUUAUUAUUUAAGGCUUCGAGGGAUAUUGGCUACCUACACGUUUCAAACUUUCACACAUCUUUGGAUCCAGAAGAAAUACUUGCUGCCAACAAACCUCAAUAUCCCAAUCUUCAGAAAGUCGUUGUAAUUGAUGCUAAUCACUUCAUGCACCAGGAGAAGCACGAGGAGGUAAACAAAGUUAUCAUCGAGUUUUUAAUUUCUUGCCCCCCAUCUUAGUUAAAUAUCGUCCGCCCAUGUUUAUAUAUAGUUGAGGUCAGGUUUAGGUGUCAUGAUCCGAGUUGAUAAUGUGACAGUUGUCGUAGGCCGAAGUACAUCCAUAUUCAAUCAGCAACAACUCGAUAAUUGCUCGUUAUACCUUAUUUUUGUUUAAUAUUUUGAAAUUUUUACUUUAAUGAGUCGGGCGGUCCAGCUAAGCUGGAAAAACUUGAUUGUAUUGCAGUCUGGUGUUCUGUAAGUAACUGAUCAAUAUAUGAUUAGGAUAAGGUUAGAUUCUAGCUCAAAUAAAAUACUUUAGGAAACGAUAUUAUUUAUUAAUUUCAUGAUCAAAUUGUAGUGUUUUUCGUUUAUCUUUUGCAUUAGAUGUUAUUUUUGUAAGAUUUUU
Marchantia polymorpha subsp. ruderalis is the source of this 1646-nucleotide messenger RNA. The record is from the annotation of a GenBank genome assembly. Lineage: Eukaryota; Viridiplantae; Streptophyta; Marchantiopsida; Marchantiales; Marchantiaceae.